UCAUCAGGUCCACAAACACAUCACACACGACACACGCACACGCACAGGCCUGAGCUUUGGGCUAUGCACGCCCUGGCCGUGUCCUGAGAGCGAGGAACUUCCUCAUCGUGAGCGCCUUGCGCACCCAGACUCCAGUCAGCCCUCAGAAUCAGACAACUCUGAGCUUGGAAAGGGAAUCGAAGAACAAAAUUCCAGAGCGGCGGCGAGACGGCGCAGGGAACUGUGGGAAGCGUAGUCCAAGACCGGAAAAACCCCGGAUGUGGAGAAAGCGCGCGUAGCCCGGUUCUCACCGCGGAGACCCCUGGGAAGUACCGUCCGCGCGAGAGUACGCAGGCGCAGGCUGCUGGCCCCGGCCGAAGGAACCACCCCUUUUCUAAAGAGGACCCCAAAGGAAAGGCUGGUAAUCUCUGAAAAUCUCAAAACCAUGGAUCAGAUGGCUGCAACAGCUGGAACUGGGCCAGUCUGAAGCCAGGAGCAAAGAGCCUCUUCCAGGUCUUGCACAUAGGAGCAGGGGCCCAAGCACUUGGACCAUCUUCCACUGCUUUGCCAGGCCAUAGCAGAGAGCUGGAUCAGAAGUGGAGCAGCCGGGACGCGAACCAGUGCUAUGCCACAGUGCUGGCUCCUAUAUUACAGGGAUCAUUGUCAUUCAAAGAUGUGACUGUGGACUUUACUCAAGAAGAGUGGCAGCACCUUGAUCCUGCUCAGAAGACUCUCUACAUGGAUGUGAUGUUGGAAAACUAUUGCCACCUCAUCUCUGUGGGGUGUCACAUGACCAAGCCUGAUGUGAUCCUCAAACUGGAACGAGGAGAAGAGCCAUGGACAUCAUUUUUAGGUCAUACCUUAGAAGAAAACUGGAAAACUGAAGACUUUUUAGUAAAAUUCAAGGAACAUAAAGAUAAGUAUUCCAGAUCAAUUGUAUGCAUCAACCAUAAGAAACCAAUUAAAGAGAAGAGUAACAUAUAUGAAAAGUCAAAAUCAAUCAUUCUAGGCAAAAACUCUGUUGAUUCAAAAAUAUUACCUCCUGAAUAUGAUACUCAUGGAAAGAUUUUGGAAAGUGUUUCAGAAUUAAUCAUCGGUAAUCUAAGUCCUGCAAGAAAGAGACUUAGUGAGUAUAAUGGAUAUGGGAACUCACUCCUCAGUACGAAGCAAGAGAAAGCUCAUCCUCAAGUCAGAUCCCAUAAUCAGAAUGCCAGGGCUUUCAACCAUAAUGAAGGGCUUAUGCAGUAUCAGAAGAUGGGAACUCCAGCUCAGUCAUUUGGAUAUGAUGAAAGUGAGAAAUCAUUCCUUAAAAGGGGAGGCUUAGUUACAGUUACACAUAACAGAGCAUACAGAGGGGAAAACUCAUCUGUGUUCAAUAAAAAGAGAAGAGCAACUAAUAUUGAAAAAAAACAUACAUGCUCUGAAUGUGGGAAAUCCUUCUGCAGGAAGUCAGUAUUGAUUCUUCAUCAGGGAAUUCACACAGAGGAAAAACCCUAUCAGUGCCAUCAGUGUGGAAAUGCAUUUAGAAGGAAGUCCUAUCUCAUUGAUCACCAAAGAACUCACACAGGAGAGAAACCCUUUGUUUGUAAUGAAUGUGGAAAGUCUUUCCGUUUAAAGACAGCUCUCACAGAUCAUCAGAGAACACAUACAGGGGAGAAAUCAUAUGAAUGUCCACAGUGUAGGAAUGCCUUCAGAUUGAAGUCACACCUCAUUCGUCACCAGAGAACUCAUACAGGAGAGAAACCAUAUGAAUGCAAUGACUGCGGGAAGUCCUUCCGUCAGAAGACAACACUGUCUCUACAUCAGAGGAUUCAUACUGGGGAGAAACCCUAUAUUUGUAAAGAAUGUGGGAAGUCUUUUCACCAAAAGGCAAACCUUACUGUCCAUCAGAGAACUCACACAGGGGAGAAGCCAUAUAUUUGUAAUGAGUGUGGGAAAUCCUUCUCCCAGAAGACAACCCUUGCUCUUCAUGAGAAAACUCAUAAUGAGGAGAAACCUUACAUUUGUAAUGAAUGUGGAAAGUCCUUCCGCCAGAAGACAACUCUUGUAGCACAUCAGAGAACACACACAGGAGAGAAAUCUUAUGAGUGUCCUCACUGUGGGAAGGCCUUUAGAAUGAAGUCAUACCUCAUUGAUCACCACAGAACUCAUACAGGGGAAAAACCAUAUGAAUGUAAUGAAUGUGGGAAGUCAUUCAGUCAGAAGACAAAUCUCAAUCUGCAUCAGAGAAUUCACACAGGGGAGAAACCCUAUAUCUGUAAUGAAUGUGGGAAGUCCUUUCGCCAGAAAGCAACCCUCACUGUACACCAGAAAAUACAUACAGGGCAGAAAUCCUAUGAAUGUCCUCAAUGUGGGAAAGCUUUUAGUAGGAAGUCAUAUCUCAUUCAUCAUCAAAGAACUCACACUGGAGAGAAACCAUAUAAAUGUAAUGAAUGUGGAAAGUGCUUCCGCCAGAAGACGAAUCUCAUUGUACAUCAGAGAACUCACACAGGUGAGAAGCCUUAUGUUUGUAAUGAGUGUGGGAAGUCCUUUAGUUAUAAGAGAAAUCUCAUUGUCCAUCAGAGAACUCACAAGGCAGAAAAUAUGGAAAUGCAAUAAAUGAUUUGAUUUCUUUGUGAGGUCUUCACAAGUUAUUGUUAAUUUUUAGGGUUUUUUAAAGAAAGCAUGUUUUACAGUUCUAUGUAAUUUUAAUCACAAACGUAAUCAUGGUUGUUAAGUACCAUACCACAUAACUACUGUUUAUUAGUGAAUAAAAUGGGUAUAAUCAUUUUAGUGAAGUCUUACAGCUAUGAACUAUUUUUGAAAGUUUUUAACUCAUACUUUAUUUUUUAAAAAAUACAUGCAGAGGCAGAGGCAAAUUAUGAAGUGGUUAUAAGCAUUGGUUUCUCCAGAUGAGAAACAAAAUAUCUAUGAACUAUUUCUCAUUGUACUCUGUGUAAUAAAGCGUAGUUAGUUUCUUUUCCAAAGAUUACCAUUUCCCUGGCUUGUAAUGUCAUAAAGUAGUUUUUUGCAUGUUUUAUAUAUGAUCAUACAUCAUGAAUGUGUCUUGCUUCACUCAACAUUUUAAAGACUUGUACAUUAUUGCAUGUGGCAGUAGUGUAUUCAUUUUAAUUUUGUAUGCUAUUCCAUUUUAAGAAUAUAUUGGCUAUUUAUCCUAUUGCUGGAUAUUUGUAUUUUUUUAUAAUUUUCUGUUUUAAUAAAAAUACUGCUAUAAGUA
Molecule: messenger RNA, 3196 nt
Organism: Oryctolagus cuniculus (rabbit)
Lineage: Eukaryota; Metazoa; Chordata; Mammalia; Lagomorpha; Leporidae
Source: RefSeq, a predicted model, not a curated record